Ilex paraguariensis (yerba mate) is the source of this 564-nucleotide messenger RNA. The record is from the annotation of a GenBank genome assembly. Lineage: Eukaryota; Viridiplantae; Streptophyta; Magnoliopsida; Aquifoliales; Aquifoliaceae.
GGGUCAGCAAUGAUGGAAAACACAGUAAUAGUUGCAAUGGUUGCUCGGAGGCUACUGCUUGAAGAACCUGAAUUGUCAACGCAGUCUGCAUCUGUCACAGAUGGGGAUCAGAUCGAGUUGUAUGUAUCAUCAUCCAUUAAAAAUGCAUUCUCAAGGAUACUGCAUGAUGUUGAAACAAUAUCUGAUACAACACAUGAACAUCCCUUGGCAGUACUUGCAGAACAGGCUAAGAAACUUUUGAAUAAAGAUAAAACCAUGUUCAUGCCAAUCUUAUCCCAGAGGCAUCCAUAUGCAACUGUUGUUUCUGUAUCUCUUCUUCACAAACUUUAUGGGAACAAGUUGAAACCAUUCCUAAAUAGUGCUGAGCAUCUUAGUGAGGAUGUUGUAUCUGUAUUUCCGGCUGCUGAUAGUUUCGAGCAGUAUGUCAUGGAACUCAUCAUGUCUGCUUGUGAAGAGGAAACUGCGGAGGCCUACUGCAGAAAAUUAACUUUAUACAAGGUUCCUUCUGACUCUCUGAAUGGAGUUGUCCUAGUGUUCAUCAUCUUACCUUCUGCAUCAUCAUAA